CCACCUCCGACCCGCACACCUAGCUCGCCGUGUCUCCCCACCACAGGCACAGCCCUCCCCAGCUACCCUGGGUGCGCCCGCCGCCGUCCCUUGGUGCCCUCAGUCCCCUUGGUUCUUUGGUCCCCGGUAGGCAUGUCACGCGCGGUGGAGCCCGAGCGGAGGCUCCUGGCCAUCUACACCGGCGGCACUAUAGGCAUGCGGAUCGAGCGCGGCGUGCUCGUCCCUGGGAGGGGCCUGGCUGCUGCCUUGAGGACGCUGCCCAUGUUCCAUGAUGAGGACCACGCCCGGGCCCUUGGCCUCCCAGAGGACACCCUGGUGCUGCCGCCCGCCAGCCCUGACCAGAGGGUCAUCUACACGGUACUGGAGUGCCAGCCCCUCUUCGACUCCAGUGACAUGACUAUCACCGAGUGGGUUCAGAUUGCCCAGACCAUCGAGAGACACUAUGGGCAGUACCACGGGUUCGUGGUCAUCCACGGCACUGACACCAUGGCCUUUGCGGCCUCCGUGCUGUCCUUCGUGCUGGAGAACCUGCAGAAAACCGUCAUCCUUACUGGUGCCCAGGUGCCCAUCCAUGCCCUAUGGAAUGAUGGCCGUGAGAACCUGCUGGGGGCCCUGCUCAUGGCCGGCCAGUACGUGAUCCCCGAGGUCUGCCUGUUCUUCCAGAACCAGCUGUUUCGGGGCAACCGAGUGACCAAGGUGGACUCGCGCAGGUUUGCGGCCUUCUGCUCCCCCAACCUGCCCCCUCUGGCCGUUGUGGGCGCUGACGUCAUACUCAACCGGGAGCUGGUGCGGAAGGUCCGAGGGAAGGAGCGGCUGGUGGUGCACAGCAGCGUGGAGCGUGACGUGGGGCUGCUGCGUCUCUACCCCGGGAUCCCCGCUGCCCUGGUUCGGGCCUUCCUGCAGCCCCCCCUGAGGGGCGUGGUCAUGGAGACGUUCGGCUGCGGGAACGGGCCCACCAAGCCGGACCUGCUGCGGGAGUUCCGGGCCGCCACCGAGCGAGGGCUCCUCAUCGUCAACUGCACACACUGCCUUCAGGGCACCGUGACCUCUGGCUACGCAGCCGGCAUGGCCGUGGCGGGAGCUGGCAUCGUCUCGGGCUUCGACAUGACGUCGGAAGCUGCCAUGGCCAAGCUGUCCUACGUGCUGGGCCAGCCGGGGCUGAGCCUGGACAGCAGGAAACAGCUGCUGGCCAGGGACCUCCGGGGGGAGGUGACGCUGCCCUCGGGGGAUGAGCACCAGCCCUCGCUGACUUGUAGCACGCUGUGCCGGGGGGUCGCCCAGCUCCUCAGUCUGAGCCAGGAGGCCGCUGCAGUGCGGGAAGCUCUGACGCCUGGCCUGGCCUGUGCUGCGGCCCAUGCGGGCGACCUGGACGUGCUGCAGGCACUUGUGGAACUGGGCAGUGACCUGAGCCAAGAGAACUUUAACGGUCAGACCCCUCUGCACGCGGCUGCCCGGGGAGGCCACCGCGAGGUGGUCACCAUGCUGCUGCAGAGAGGGGUGGGUGUGAGCGCCCGGGAUGAGGAUGGACUGAGCCCGCUGCUGCUGGCGGUGAAGGGCAGGCAUCAGGAUAUCAUUGGGCUACUGCGGGCAGCUGGGGCCUGCCUGUCCCCCCAGGAGCUAGAGGACGCAGGGACCGAGCUGUGCAGGCUGGCUUCCAGGGCGGACCUCGAAGGCCUGCAGUCAUGGUGGCGGGCGGGGGCUGACCUGGCUUGCCCAGGCUAUGACGGGCGCAGUGCCCUGCUUGUUGCAGAAGCAGCUGGAAACCUGGAAGUGGUGACCUUUCUGCAGAACCUCCAGGGUGGGGCUGCUGUCCAGGCCCCAGGCCCAGUAAGUUCCCAGAGCACCGGAGGACCCCGGCCAUGGCCAAGAGGUUCCUGGAGCCUGGAGGGGACCUCAGUCCCCUCUACUGCGUGUCCUGCCCACCCUGCCCCACCCCACUGGGCGGGAGGCUCCCACCUGCCUCCUACCUCACACCCCAUCCCCCCACUCCGUCAUCUGGCCCUCCAGAAGACUCUCAAGUCUGGCUGGGUUUGCUCAGGUCCUUGGGUCCCUCCCUAGGAAAGGACUUGUCCGUCUGUCCUGCCCCCACACACCGCCUGUGCCCAGGGAAGAGGUCUCAAGAGACCUCCGGUUUUCAGGCAGUGCUGCCUGGUGUCUAACCUGAAGCUGCCUUGCUGCUGAACAAGCCAUUCCUUCCUGUUGUGGCCUGCUGGAGGGACGCCACCCCACGACUCUGUGACGUACCCCCACUGCUGGGACUCUCCCCACUCUGUUUCGCACACAGCCUAAAGGUCUCGGUUGGGCAGAGCGGCAAUAAAGUCUCUCUGGGGACCUCCCUCGGUCCCCAGACCCCA
Molecule: messenger RNA, 2354 nt
Organism: Neofelis nebulosa (Clouded leopard)
Lineage: Eukaryota; Metazoa; Chordata; Mammalia; Carnivora; Felidae
Gene: ASPG
Product: asparaginase
Exons: 16
Coding region: 133-2058 (641 amino acids)
Molecular function (GO): asparaginase activity; protein binding
Source: RefSeq, a predicted model, not a curated record